Indicator indicator is the source of this 12174-nucleotide messenger RNA. RefSeq names its product hemicentin 2 (gene HMCN2). The record is from RefSeq and is a predicted model, not a curated record. Gene Ontology annotation, molecular function: axon guidance receptor activity; calcium ion binding. Bases 1 to 12174 code for a protein of 4057 amino acids. The transcript is spliced from 79 exons. Gene Ontology annotation, biological process: synapse organization; homophilic cell-cell adhesion. Gene Ontology annotation, cellular component: axon; plasma membrane; neuronal cell body. NCBI's taxonomy places the organism in Eukaryota, Metazoa, Chordata, Aves, Piciformes, Indicatoridae.
AUGCCACCCCACGGAGGGGUGUUUGUGGGGCUCUGCCUGCUGCUGGCUCCGGGGCUUGCUGAGGUUCCCCCCAGCACCGGGGGGGCCACCCUGGCCUUUGUCUUCGACGUCACCGGCUCCAUGUACGACGACCUGGUGCAGGUGAUGGACGGCGCCUCCCGCAUCCUGGAGAGGACCCUCAGCAGGAGCACAAAGCCCAUCAACAACUAUGCCCUGGUACCCUUCCACGACCCAGACGUGGGACCUGCCACCCUCACUGCAGACCCCUGGCUCUUCCAGCAGCGCCUGCGGGAGCUCCAGGUCCAGGGGGGAGGUGACUGCCCUGAGAUGAGUGUGGGAGCCAUCAGGCUGGCCGUGGAGGUCUCCCACCCUGGCUCCUUCAUCUACGUCUUCUCGGAUGCUCGUGCCAAGGACUUUGAGGAGCAAGAGGAGCUGCUGAGGCUGCUGCAGCACAAGCAGAGCCAGGUGGUGUUUGUGCUGACGGGGGACUGCGGGGACAGGAGCCACCCCGGGUACCGUGUGUACGAGCGCAUCGCUGCCACCAGCUCGGGGCAGAUCUUCCACCUGGGCAAGCAGCAGGUGACAGAGGUGCUGAAGUGGGUGGAAGAUGCCAUCCAGGCCUCCAAAGUUCACUUGCUGUCCAGUGACCAUGAGGAGGGUGGGGAGCACACGUGGUCUGUCCCCUUUGACCCUAGCCUGAAGGAGGUCACCAUCUCCCUGAGUGGCCCUGCCCCAAGGAUCGAGGUCCAGGAUCCAGCAGGAAAGGUCCUGGAGAAAGGCCAAGGUCUGAAGGAACUGCUCAGCAUCCCCAACUCAGCAUUGGUGGUGGCUGUGGAGCCCCAGGAGCCAGGGAUGUGGCUCGUGACGACCCGGAGCAGCGGCCGCCACUCGCUGAGGAUCUCGGGCAUCAGCAGCAUCAAUUUCCAAGCCAGCUUCUCCAGCCAGCCAGGCACAGAUGCCAGCCAGUCCUGGGAGCCACCGGUGCAGGGCCUGCCCAUCUCCGUGCUGGUGAACUGCACCGGUCUGGAGCCACCGGGGCGCCUGCAGGAGGUUGAACUCUUCAACACUUCUGGCCACGUCCUCCUCUCGCUGCCCACCCGGCCCCUCCCCGACUUCUCGGGGCGGCUCUGGGUGGGGUCCCUGCUCCGUGUCCCCCCAGGUGACUUUCUGCUGAAAGUGAAGGGUGAAGAUGCCCAGGGCUACCCCCUGCAGCGCCUCUCUGGGGUCACCUACACCAGCGUGGUCCCUGGUCUCCCCAAAGUGAACAUCUCCAGCAGGAUCCAGGCUCACCACCGGCAGCCGCAGCUCAUCUCCUGCUCCGCACGGAGCCAGGUCCCCUUCCGCCUGCAGCUCAGCCGCGGCGGGACACAGCUUGGGGAGCAGCAGCUCUUCAGGAGAUGGGGGAACAUCAGCUGGUGGAUCCCUGUGGUCUCCAAGAGUGAUGAAGGCUUUUAUGAGUGUACAGCCACCAGCAGGGUGGGGGUGACGCGGGCUCGUGCCUACCUCUCCGUCUCAGAGCCACCACCACGAAUCCUAGCCCCGGGCAACAUCACAGCUUCAGCUGGCCAAGACGUGGUCAUGUCCUGCCUGGUGCUGGGUGAUGUGCCCUACAACCUGACGUGGAGCUGGGACGGGAAGGUGGCAGCACCAGGGGACAGCCGGACCAGGCUGCUGCAGAACCACUCGCUGGAGAUCAGCCACGUGCAGCCCGGGGAUGGGGGCAUGUACGAGUGCCUGGCACAGAGUGCCCAUGGCACUGCCAACGCCUCCCUCUGGCUCUUCGUCCAGGAGGUGCCAUGGGUGAAGGUGGAUGCCAGCCCCCAGCGUUUUGUCAGGGGCCAGGAGCUGCAGCUGAACUGCACGGCCGGGGGCCACCCCCCACCCCAGACCUUCUGGAAGCGCUGGGGCUGGGCACUGGAGGAGGACGAGAGGGUUUUCACGGAUUCCCAGGGCACCCUGCACCUCCGAGCUGCCAUCCCAGAGGAUGCAGGGAACUACAGCUGCUAUGCUGGCAGUGUGCUGGGCUGGGACGAACAAGUUGUCACCCUGGAGUUCACUGAGCCUCCUGCCAUCCUGGCAGUGACACCCAGCCUGAAGGUGCUGGUGGGAGAAGAUGUGACCCUGGAGUGCUGGGUUUCAGGGGUUCCCCCACCCCACGUUGUGUGGUACAAAGGUGGGCAGGUACUGGCCACCUUCCCAGCUGGCACCCAGCGUGCUGCCCUGCAGCUGCAGGCAGUGCAGGAGGAGGAUGCAGGGCACUUCGUCUGCCAGGCCCUGGGGGAGGCUGGCACCGCCUCCCAUGGCACCAUGCUGGAUGUGGGCUCUGCCCCUUACUUUCCUGAGCCCCUGGGGGACGUGGCCGUUGACAUUGGGGACAGUGUGAGCCUGCUGUGCCGUGCCCAGGGCUCUCCCCUGCCACGGGUCACCUGGGCACGGCAAGACGGGCAGCCUGUGCCCAGCUGGCAGGAGCCAGGUGGUGUUUCCAGCCGGCUGGAAGCUGCUGAGCUCCUCAUCCACAGCGCCUCGCCGAAGGACCAAGCUGUCUACAUCUGCGAAGCCCAGAACGCGUUCGGGAAGGUCCAGGCGGAGGUCAAGCUCACGGUCACCGGACACGCCCCAGAAAUAGCUCUUGCCCCCCCCAUGGUCCGUGCCCUGCUGGGCCAGCCUGUGUCACUGCCCUGUGUCAUCCUGGCUGGGAGGCCGCUGCCAGCCCGCCACUGGCUGAAGGAUGGGCAGCUGGUGGCCCCAGGUGGCCGUUACUCCAUCCAGGCUGAUGGGAGCCUGCAUGUGGAGCAGGCAGCCCAGGAGGACACAGGGAGCUUCAGCUGCGAGGUCACCAAUGCCCUUGGCUCACACAGGCAGGAUGUGACCCUGCUCAUCCAUGUUCCUCCCAGUAUUGAGCUUGGCCCUGUCCUGGUCACUGCCACCGAGGGAGCAGCUGUCCCCCUGCAGUGCAAUGCCACUGGUGUGCCCACCCCUACUGUCACCUGGGCAAAGGGCACGGAGCCCAUCUCAUUGAGCCCACGCUACCACCUGCACCCUGAUGGGACUCUACUGAUCCUUUCUGCCUCUCUGGAAGAUGCUGGGACCUAUUUCUGCACAGCCACCAACACAGCAGGCUUCUCCAGCCAGGAGCUGCAGCUCUCCAUCAGCACAAAGCCCAGGAUCAGUGUGAAUGGGUUGCAGGCGUUGGACCCCAUACCCAUCCUGGCUGUGCUUGGCCAGGAGACAACCCUGCCCUGCGAGACUCAAGGCUACCCUCCUCCCUUGGUGGUAUGGACCCAGGGGGCCCAGCCCCUGCCUCUCACCUCCACAAGCUAUAGCGUCCUGCCGUCGGGGUCCCUGCGGCUGGCCGAGCCUCUGCUGGCAGACUCUGGGCUCUACACCUGCACGGCCACCAACGCUGCUGGCAGCGCCUCGCUCAGCUACAGCCUGCACGUCCAAGCUCCCCCCCGGCUGCAGAUCGGCGAUGGGGAAAGCCACCUGACAGCUGUCACCAACGGCUCCCUGAGGCUUCACUGCCGUGCCACGGGCACCCCUGCCCCCCAAAUCCAGUGGCUGAAGGAUGGACAUCCCCUGGGCCAGCAGGAGGGUGCAGUGGUGUCUGAGGAUGGGGGCACUCUGCUGAUUGCCCGUGUGGGGCUGGCUCACGAGGGGCUCUAUGUCUGCCAGGGCACCAACUGGGCAGGGCUGGCCCAGGCUGAGGUGCAGGUUUCAGUGCAGGUGCCUCCAAACAUUGAGCCGAGCCUGGUGGACCUGAGCGUGCUGGAGAAUGGCACAGUGGCCCUGGAGUGCCUGGCCUCAGGACUGCCUGCCCCUGACAUUGCCUGGUACAAGGGGCAGGAGCAGCUGGCAGCUGGGGCAGGCUGGAGGCUGUCCAGGGAUGGGAAGCUGCUGGAGUUCCCCCGUGUGCAGCUCUCGGACGCUGGCAGCUAUCGCUGCGUGGCCUCCAGCGUGGCUGGUGCCACCCAGCUCUGGUACAGCCUGCAGGUGACUGCGCCUCCGACCUUCCCCUCGCCAGAGCCUCUCACCGUGUCCGUGCUGCAGGGACAGUCUGUCAGUUUGGCCUGCGAGUGCCAGGGCAUCCCCUUCCCCACGCUGAGCUGGCACAAGGAUGGCAAACCCCUCUCCACCCAAGCUGGGAGCCCAAAGGUGGUGUCCACGGGAGGGACCUUGCUGUACAUCCAGAAGGUGCAGCAGGGGGACCAGGGGACCUACAGCUGCCAAUGCAGGAACGCUGCUGGCAGCAGCAGCAGGGAGCAGCACCUGGAGGUGCAGGCUCUGCCGAGGAUCCAGGGCAGCACCAAAGCCCUGAGGAAGGUUUCUGUCAUCCAAGCUGCUGAGACCACUCUGGAGUGCGAUGCCAGGGGGACAGCAGUGCCCAUGGUGACGUGGGUGAAGGAUGGGCAGCCUGUGGCUGGAGGGGAUGGGGUUCUGCUGCUGGAGCAGGGCAGGCAGCUGCGGAUCCCCGCGGCGGAGGUGGCCCACGGGGGACACUACAGCUGCCUGGGGGCUGACACGGUGGGGCAGGAGUUUGAUGUCGUGGUGCACGUUCCUCCAGAGUUUGUUCAAGGACCAGGAUCAACAACCAACAUAAGUGUGCCUCUGCAUGGGACCCUGACACUGAGCUGUGAGGCCACUGGUGUCCCCCUGCCCGUGGUCACCUGGGCCUGGAAUGGUUCUCCUGUCACCCCCAGCCAGCACACUCGUGUGCUUGCAGGGGGCUGGGUGCUGAGGCUCACCCAAGCACGAGCCCAGGAUGGGGGCCACUAUUCCUGCCUGGCAAGCAACGCAGGGGGGGAGGCCAGGAGGCAUUUCCAUGUGGAGGUUCUAGUUCCUCCCCACAUUGAGAAUGUGGAUGAAGAGGAGGCUAUCAAAGUGCCUGAGGGUCACCCUGUGACCUUGUCCUGCCUGGCUGAAGGCAACCCCCAGCCUAAGAUCAGCUGGAUGAAAGAUAGCCUCCCUCUUCUGCCCAGAGGAGACUCCUUCUCCAUCUCCCCCGAUGGCUCCCUGCUCCACAUCCCCAGAGCCUCCCUGUCUGAUGCUGGCAGCUACUCCUGCCUGGCCUCCAGCUGGCUGGCAAACCAAACCAAGCACUACCUGCUGGAUGUUCUGGCUGGUCUUGCCUUUGCUGGAGAUGCCCAGGAUGCUGCCCCAGAAGAGGUCACAGUGACCAUCAACAACCCUCUCUCCCUGGUCUGUGAGGCUCUGGCCCACCCAUCACCCAACAUCACCUGGCUGAAGGAUGAGGUUCCCCUCCAAGCAUCCAGGAACAUCCUUCUGCUCUCUGGUGGCCAGGGGCUGCAGAUCCUGAAUGCCCAGGAAGAGGACUCAGGCAUCUACAGCUGCAUCGUGGCCAGUGAGGAUGGGGAGGCUGUGAGGAAUUAUGCUGUGAAGGUCCUGGUUCCUCCUUGGAUUACCAGAGAUGACCCUUUGGAGGAAUUUGCUAUCAAAGAGGUGAAGGCCAAGGUCAACAGCACAGUGGUGCUGGAGUGCGAGACCUGGGCUGUGCCCCAGGCCACCAUCCACUGGUACAAGGACAAGCAGCUCCUGGACAGCGCCGGCCACCUGCAGAUCCUCAGCGAGGGGCAGGUCCUUCAGAUCCAGCCAGCCAGCGCCUCCGACUCGGGGCACUACACCUGCGUGGCCACCAACACCCUGGGUGAAGACGACAGAGACUUCCUCCUGCAUGUCCAGGUGCCAGCCCUCUUCCAGCAGCAGACAGGCCCCAGUGAAGCCCUUGAGGUCUUCUACCGGGAGGAGGACCAGGGUGGGGAGGUGACAGAGCACCGCCAGGCUGUCCUCGGCCAGCCCACUGCACUCUACUGUGACACCAACACCAUCCCAGCUCCCCAGCUCACCUGGUACAAGGAUGGGGAGCCCCUCUCCCCCGGCCCAGGGGUGCUGCUGCUGCUAGGGGGCCAGGUGCUGCAGCUGCCUGCGGUGCGGGAGCAGGACGCGGGGAGGUACAGCUGCCAGGCGACCACUGCGGCGGGACAGGACCUGCUGCACUACCACCUGGAGGUGCUGGCUGCCCCAGCCAUCCACGGUGGCACAGAGGACCUGGCUGAAGAGGUGGCAGCCACUGUCAAUAGCACCGUCCGCUUCGCGUGCCAAGCCACUGGGCACCCAGUGCCCACCGUGUCCUGGCUCUGGAAUGAUGUCCCCAUCGUGGCUGACUCACACCACCAGUUCCUGGAGGAUGGCAUGGUCCUGCAGGUGGCCAGGGUGCAGGCAGGUGACACUGGCAGCUACACGUGCGUGGCUGAGAACGCAGCUGGGUCAGCUGAGAAGCUCUUUGCCCUCACUGUGCAGGAAGCCCCCCGGAUUGUGGGCCCAAACCCCGAGGGCAUCGAUGGAGUCAUCAAUGGCAGCGUCUCCCUGGUGUGCCAGGUCCAGUCCCACCCUGCUGCACACAUCAGCUGGUACAAGGAUGGCCAAGCCCUGCAGCUCAACCAGGAGGUCACUGCCACCCCAGGCUCUCAGGUGCUGCAGCUCCCUCGCCUGCAGCUCUCCAGCUCGGGCACCUACACCUGUGUGGCACUGAACGUGGCUGGCCAGGAUGAGAAGCAUUUUGUCCUCACUGUCCAUGAGCCCCUGGGCACCCAGGACCCGCAGCUGGAGAUGCUUGAUGCUGAGGUGGGGACCUCCCUCAUUCUGACCUGCCAGGGCACUGGUAUGCCAACCCCCACUGUUACCUGGCUGAAGGAUGGGAGCCUGCUGGAGAGCAGUCCACAGCAGGGCCUGGUGUCUGGGGGUGGCCAGCUCCAGCUCAGCCCCCUGCAGCCCUCCCACCAGGGCCAAUACACCUGCCUGGCACAGGGGGCAGGGGCUGAGACACGCAAGGACUUCAUGGUGCUGGUGCGAGUGGCACCCCGGAUUGCCAGCGCGGGGGUCCCCAGUGAGCUCAGCGUGCUGGAGGGCGGAGGGGUGAGGCUGGAGUGCCAGGCAGAGGGGCAGCCCACCCCCCAGAUUUCCUGGCUGAAGGAUGGGCAGCCCCUGGGGCUGCAGCCCCCUUCACGUGCCCGCAUGUCCCAGGAUGGCAGCUCCCUGCUCCUCGAGGGUCUGCAAGCUGCUGACUCAGGGGCUUACACCUGCCUGGCACGGAGCAGCGCAGGCGAGGACGUGAGGCUGCACAGGCUGAGCGUGCUGGUCCCCCCUUCCAUUGAGAGCGGUGCUGAUGGCUCGGAGGUGGUCCGAGGUGUCCUGUCCGCGGUGCUGACCCUGCAGUGCCAGGCGCGGGGGUCCCCUCCGCUGCAGCUGAGCUGGCAGAAGGAUGGUCUGCCCCUGCCCCUGUCCCCCCGUGUCACCCUGCUCCUGGCUGGCCGCCUCCUUCGGAUCUCUCAGGCACAGCUCUCUGAUGCUGGGCUCUACACCUGCAUCGUGUCCAGCCGGGCAGGGGUGGCCAACCGCAGCUUCGUCCUCCAGAUCCAGGUGCCCCCUGUCCUGGUGAGCCCAGAGAGCAGCGAGGAGCAGAUGGUGGCCGAGGGCUCUGAUGUCACUUUCACCUGCGAGGCCACCGGGUCCCCAGCCCCAGUGGUGACCUGGCUGAAGGACGGCCAGCCCCUGGCAUGGCAGAACAACCAGGUGCCCAGCAGCCCGCGGCUCAGCCUGCUGGCUGUAGGGCCAGCUGACUCUGGGCUGUACUCCUGCCUGGUGGCCAGCGAGGUGGGGGAGGUCAGCAAAGCCUUCCCGCUCCUGGUGACAGAGCCCCCUCGUGUGGAGGCUGCAGCCCAGCCCACCGAGCUGUCCAUCGCUGAGGGCACCUCGCUGGAACUGAGGUGCGUGGUAAGAGGGGUCCCUGUGCCCACCGUCACCUGGCAGAAGGACGGACGGCUGCUGGCAGGGCCCUGGCUCCUGGCAGGCAAUGAGAGCACCCUGCACAUCGAGAGCGCUAAGGUGGCUGAUGCUGGGCUCUACACCUGCCUGGCUGCCAGCCCCUCGGGUGAGGACAGCAGAAGCUUCCACGUCAGCAUCCAAGCACCUCUCAGUGUCACAAGCGUUGGGGAUACCCCCAGGAUCACCACAGUGGCAGGAGGGCAGCUCAUCCUGGAGUGCCCUGAGGAUGCCAGGACGCCCACCCGCAUUGAGUGGCACCAGGAGGGCUCCCCGCUGUGGGAGGAUGCCCGCAGGCUGGUCCUGGCCGAGGGACGCUUCUUGCAGAUCCAGGCCGUGGUGCCAGCAGAUGGUGGCAAGUACAGCUGCAGGGUCACCAGCCCACUGGGAGCCACCAGCCUGCGUGCCCAGGUGGAGGUUCAUGUGGCUCCAGAGAUCCAGCCGGGCCCUGAGGAGGUGAGGGUACUGCUGAACAGCUCGGUGGUGCUGCCAUGCCCAGCACAGGGGUGGCCUCUGCCCCAGGUGACCUGGAGGAAGGAUGGGUGGCUCCUGCCCCCUCAUGGGACCAACAGGCUGCAGCUCCUGCCAGAUGGCUCCUUGCAGAUCGACCCUGUCCAGGUCCAGGACUCAGGCUACUACCUCUGCAUGGCCUCCAGCCCUGCUGGCUCUGACAGACGUGGCCUGGACCUCCACGUCCUGGUCCCUCCUGUCAUCAUCCCUGGACCCUCCAACAUCACCCUGCUGGCUCAGCAGCCAGCCACUCUGAGCUGUGACACCUGGGGGUCCCCCACGCCCCACGUCAGGUGGGAGAAGGACGGCCGCCCCCUGAACCCCCUCCUCCUGCCUGGCACCUACAGCUUGCAGCCCUCGGGGUCGCUGCUGAUCUCCAGCCCCAGUGCCCGGGACGAGGGCUGGUUCCAGUGCGUGGCCACCAGCGCCGCGGGGGAGGCUCGCAAGGUCUUCCUCGUGUCUGUUCUCGUGCCCCCCACCAUCGCCGAUGACCUCACUGAGGUGAUUGUCACUCCCUUGUCCCCUGCUGUCCUCACCUGCUAUGCCUCUGGUGUGCCCCCACCCACGCUGUGGUGGAGCAAGGACGGUGCUCAGCUGGGCAGCCGAGGAGGAGGCUACCGCGUCCUGCCCACAGGGGCCCUGGAGAUCAGGCGGGCACUUCCUGCACAUGCUGGGCACUACACCUGCACUGCCAGGAGCGCAGCUGGCACAGCCUGGAAGCACCUCCAGCUCACAGUACAGGAGCCCCCUGCCUUGAAGCCCCUGCCUGGCAUGGUGAUGGUGAUGGUCAACACCAGCGUGGUGCUGUCCUGCGAGGCCACUGGUGUGCCCCAGCCAGAGCUCAGCUGGCACAAGGAUGGUGUUGGCAUCACUGCGGGGCCUGGACUGAAGGUGCUCCCCAAUGGGCAGCUCCAUCUCCUUCAUGCCUCCCCGGGGGACGCGGGCACCUACCUGUGUGUGGCACAAAACCCCUCGGGCACCGCUGCAGGGAGGACCAGGCUGAUCGUGCAAGUGCCUCCUGUCAUCGCGGCUGGCCCGGCUGCGCUGGCUGCCCUGCAGGGGCUGGACGUGCUGCUGCCCUGUGCCGCCCGCGGCGUGCCCGAGCCCCGCGUGUCCUGGAGCCGGGAAGGAGCUCCUGUGCGGGGGGGUGGGGGCAAGGCCACCCUCCUGCGCUCCGGGGGGCUGCUGCUGCGGGAUGUCCAGGAAGGGGACGCUGGGAGAUACUCCUGCACCGCGGUGAACUCGGCUGGCAGGGCUAGCCGGCAGCUCUCCUUCUCCAUCCACACCCUGCCCACCUUCACCCACCUGCCCACGGACGUCACCCUGCGCCAGGGGGAGCGGCUGGAGCUGCUCUGUGCCGCCGCUGGCACCCCCCGGCCCCGCAUCUCCUGGAUGGCCAACGGGCAGCUUCUGACCGAUGGAGUGCUGGGGCACGGCGGCCGGAGCACCCUGCAGCGCCAGGCAGUCACCCAGGCUGACAGUGGCACCUAUGUCUGCCAUGCUGAGAACAGUGCUGGUGCCAUCAGGGCCACUGCCUUUGUCUCUGUCAGAGAGGCACCUAUCAUACAGGGGGAUUCCAGCACCUAUCAAGUGGAGCACCCCGGGGGUGAUACCCUUCUUGACUGUGAUGCCCGUGGUCACCCUGUGCCCCUCAUCCGUUGGAGCAAGGAUGGGGUGCCAGUGGUGGCUGGUGGGCACCUGCUCCAGCUGCAGAAUGGCUCCCUGGCCAUCCAUGCUGUGGGGGACACUGAUGUGGGGCACUACCGGUGUGUGGCGGAGAAUGAUGCGGGCACAGCAGCAAAGGUUGUCACCCUGGCCCUGCAGAGUGCCCCCACAGUGACGGUGACACCAGGAGCCAUGGCAGUGCGAGCUGGGCAGAGGGUGCUGCUGCACUGUGCCGUGGCAGGGGAGCCAACCCCCUCUGUGGAGUGGCAGCAGGACGGGCAGCCACUGCCUGAGAGUCCCCAUGCCCAUGUCCUGCCCAAUGCCACAAUGCUCCUGCCUGCUGCCAGCCCCCAGGAUGCUGGCAUCUACUCCUGCCUCGCCCACAACGCCCUGGGCUCGGCCAUUGCCCAUGCGUCCCUGGCUGUGCAAGGGGAGCCACGCCGGGUGCAGGGCAGCCUGCUUGGUGUUAUCAAUGCCCACGAGCUCGGGGUCACCAACCUGGAUGCCAGUGUGCUGGAUGACCCACGCUCCAGUGCCACCACCCUGCAGAGCAGCAUUGGCAGAGUGCCACCUGCUGUAGGGCCACUGAUGCAGGUGCUGGUUGCCAUCCUGGCACCCAUUUACUGGUCCUUGGCACGCACCAGUGGGGAUGCCCGGAGCGGGUUCCUGCUCUCUCAGGGCACCUUCAGGCACGAGUCACAGCUGGAGUUUGCCACAGGGGACCUCCUGUGGGUCACCCACCUCGCCCGGGGCACGGACGCUGCUGGUACCUUGCUGCUGGAAAGUGUGGUCAGGGGCUCGGUGCCAGCAGGCAUCAGCAAGGCCACCCUGCAGGACUUCAGCGAGCGCUACGUGCAGACUGGCACAGGGCAGCUCUCGGGGGGCUCAGUGCAGAGCUUCCUGCAGGAUGGGCACAUUCUCCGUGCCCACUGCAACCACACCAUCCUGUACGACCCCGCCGCGGGCCCGCAGCUCCCCCUGGUGCGGCAGGUCCGGGCCAGAGCUAUCAGAGCUUCCUACGACCCAGCCUCGGAGCAGCUGCACUUCCAGCUCCGUGCUGUGCUCGAUGCAGGGGCUGACGGAGACCAAUGCCCACCGGGAUUCACUGUGGGCCCUGAGCAGCUGUACUGCCUUGACAUUGAUGAGUGUGCUGAGGGCUCCCACGCCUGCCGCUACAACCAGCACUGCCAGAACCUGGCAGGGAGCUACCGCUGCGCCUGCCCGCCCGGGUACCACUCCCUGGGCACUGGCUGGCCCUGCCUGGACGUGAACGAGUGCCUGCACUUCCCUCCACCCUGCGCCUUUGAGUGCCGCAACCUGCGGGGUUCCUACUGGUGCCUGUGCCCUGCUGGCAGGACCCCGCUGCCGGGAGGGCAGUGUGGCACAGCAGGAGCAGAUGGAGGGGGUACAACGGGCAGCCCUCCCCGGGAUGCUCCCCUGCGCUGGCUGGGGCCAAGCAGCCCCCCACGGGCACGGUCCCUCUACGCUCAGCUCACCCUGCGGCGCGUGGCAAAGGCUGCGGGUGCCCGGGGUGCCCCCUGCCCCGUGGGCUUCACCAGGAGGAAUGGCACCUGCACGGAUAUUGACGAGUGCCAGCUGCUGAGCCGGUGCCAGCACCAGUGCAGGAACAGCCUGGGUAGCUACCACUGCCUCUGCCCUGCCGGCUACCAGCUGCUGCCCAACGGGAAGAGCUGCCAUGACGUGGAUGAGUGUGCAGAGGGCAUGAUCCAGUGUGACUCCAGCCAGCUGUGCUUCAACACCCGGGGAGGUGCCCACUGCAUGGAUGUGCCCUGCCCAGCUGGGUACCAGAGAGGCUCCAGCCCUGGGGUUUGUGUCGGUCUCUGCGCCCCAGCCUGCGGCCCAGCCGGGCCCCCCAUGCUGCAGUACCAGCUGCUCACCCUGCCCCUUGGCAUCGCUGCCAGCCAGGACGUGGUGCACCUCACCCCGGGCAGUGCCCUCCGCCACCGCCCCCUCUUCAGGAUGGUGGAGCAGGAGUCUGGCAGCCCCUUUGCCCUCCGCACCGAGCGGGGCCGUGGCAUCAUCUCCACCCUGCGCCCACUGCAGGAGCCUGGCACCCACCGCCUCACGGUGCAGGCGCUGGGCGGGCAGCGGGCACCCAGUGUCUUCCUCCUCAUCAUUUCCAUCUCACCCUACCCCUACUGA